Molecule: messenger RNA, 1632 nt
Organism: Quercus lobata
Lineage: Eukaryota; Viridiplantae; Streptophyta; Magnoliopsida; Fagales; Fagaceae
Product: disease resistance protein At4g27190-like
Exons: 3
Coding region: 1-1632 (543 amino acids)
Molecular function (GO): ADP binding
Source: RefSeq, a predicted model, not a curated record
AUGGACAUAUUGACGGGAUGCACGGGCUCCAUUGUAGCUGAAAUUGGAAAAUGCACAGCGAAGCCCAUCAUACGUCAUGUUGGUUAUUUGUUCCGUUUCAAGAAAAUUGUUGAUGAUCUUAUCAAAGCAAAAACAGACCUGCAAUUAGAUCAGCAAAAGGUGCAAGAGGCUAUCGAGCGAGCUGCAAUGAACACUGAGGUUGUUGAGAAGGAUGUAGAAAGGUGGUUGGCAAAUGUGAAUCAACUCUUGGAAGAAGUACAGGCGCUGGUAAAUAAAGUACAAGUAAACUUGAGGCCCUGUAACGGCUGGUGUCCUGAUUGGAUUCGGCAAUACAAGUUAUGUAAGGAAGCCAUAAAGAAGACAAAUGUUGUUAAAGAACUCCAAGAUAAGGGCAAAUUUUCUGAAUUGACCCAUCGUGCUCCGACUCCUGGCAUAGAGAUAUUUUCAUCUAGUGAUUUCAAGGUGUUUGAAUCUAGAAACUUGGCUUUCCAACAAAUUAUGGAGGCAUUGCAUGAGGAUAACAAUAAAGGGAUUGGACUGUAUGGAAUGGGAGGGAUUGGGAAAACAACCCUGGUGAAUGAAGUGUACAAGAAAGUCAAAGAAUUGAAUAUAUUCAAUGACAUUGUGAUGAUUGUAGUGUCCCGAACUCCUGACGUUAGAAGAAUUCAAGGUGAAAUUGCAGAUUGUUUACAUUUGAAACUUGAAGAGGAGAGUGAUACUUUUAGAGCAAAUCGAAUAUGCUCAAGAAUAAAGAGUGUAGAGAAGAUCCUCAUAAUUGUGGAUGAUGUCUGGGACACUGUCGAGAUAAUUUCAAUAAAUUUCUUAUUGGAGAAAGAAGCAUUGGCUUUAAUGAAAAGCAUAGUUGGUGACAACCCAGACUUGAAUGAUGUGAUGCUGAAAGUAGUUGAAGAAUGCAAUAAAGGUUUGCCUAAAGCAAUCAGUACUGUAGGAAAGGCUCUUAAAGGCAAAACUCUAAAUGAGUGGAAUGUGGCAAUGUAUGAACUAAGAAGGUCUAGACUGGUGGAUAUAGAAGAAGAUUAUAAUAUUCCUAUUGAGGAAUUGACUAGAUAUGCCAUGGGACUAGAGGAAGAUGAAGAUUUUCACUCACUUGAUGAAGCAAGGAGCCAAGUGCGUGCAGUAAUCAAUAACCUCAAAGAUUCUUCUUUACUACUAGAAGGUUCAACAAAAGAAUUUGUGAAGAUGCAUGACAUGGUUCGUGAUAUUGGCUUAUGGAUGACAUCAAAAGGGGAAAAUGAAUUUGAGCUAAGAGCCUGCACUCGUUUAGAGAGAAACACAAACUUAGAAAGAACCACAGCAAUCUCCUUGAUCAAUUACAACACCGAACAACUUCCCGACAACUUGUUAUGUCCAAGACUCAACAUUUUGUUAUUGGGUGGAAUUCGAAGUUUCAAAGAAAUCUCUAACGCAUUGUUUGAAGGGAUGAAUUGUCUCAAGGUUUUAAAACUACAUGAGAUAAUCUUAUCAUCACAAUCACUCGAAUUAUUGACAAACCUUCAAACCUUAUACUUGAAAGAUUGCGAUUUCAAUGAUGACCUCUCUUCAUUGGGAAAGUUAAAGAGACUAGAGACUUUUAAGUUUUUGCAGAUGUCGAAUGGUUGCAUUGCCAAGUGA